GUAAACAGUCACACAGUCGCAGAAAGUAGGAGAAAAGAGACAAAAGGCAAUGAAAAAGAUGUAAAAAUGAAGAAAACGAAGCACAAGUGGACAAGACAAGAGUGCAGUGAAUCAACCCCAGGGCCCUUCUCGCUCUGCUGGCUGAGAGGUUUGUUUUGCUAGUGUCCAAGAGCCAUUCCUGAGAACUGAAACUGAUAAUUUCACUGCCCUUGAAUGUGUAUAUGCGCGUGUCUGGAUGGGCAUUCUAUUCUGGGUUUGAUUUGAUCUGAAUAUGCUCUGAACAAGCGCAGGAAAGAUCCCGUUAGGGAAGAAUUUUGAUUUCUGUUGUUUGUCUUGGAUUGGCAUUGCUACUAGAUCAGGACAAUGAUGGAGUCUCCGAUGAAUCGGUACGAGAUAAUGGAGCAGAUUGGCCGAGGAGCUUUCGGAGCCGCCAUUCGCGUCUAUCACAAGCUGGAGAAGAAGAUGUAUGUUUUGAAGAAGAUUCGUCUGGCUAGGCAGACGGAGCGUUCUAGGAGAUCUGCUCACCAAGAGAUGGCUCUCAUUGCUCGGAUUCGACACCCCUACAUUCUUGAAUUUAAGGAGGCCUGGGUCGAGAAGGGUUGCUAUGUCUGCAUUGUUACUGGGUACUGUGAAGGUGGAGACAUGGCUGAAUCGAUGCGAAAAUCAAGUGGUCAGUACUUUCCCGAGGAGAAACUGCGCAAGUGGUUCACUCAACUAGUAUUGGCAGUUGAGUAUCUGCAUGCAAAUUACGUGUUACAUCGAGACCUAAAAUGUUCCAACAUUUUCCUCACCAAAGAUCAAGAUAUUUGCCUCGGGGAUUUUGGACUUGCCAAAACUUUGAAGUCAGAGGACUUGACCUCUUCAGUAGUUGGAACUCCCAAUUAUAUGUGCCCUGAGUUACUUGCAGAUAUUCCUUAUGGUUUCAAAUCUGAUAUUUGGUCCCUAGGUUGUUGCUUGUACGAGAUGGCAGCUCAUCGCCCAGCUUUUAAAGCUUUUGAUAUGACAGGAUUGAUAAGUAAGAUAAACCGAUCAGCCAUUGGUCCUUUACCUUCCUGUUAUUCACCGUCAUUGAAAACACUUAUCAAGGGCAUGCUAAGGAAGAAUCCUGAACAUCGGCCAAGUGCAUCAGAUAUUCUGAAACACCCAUAUUUGGAGCCUUACGUCAACCAAUACCGCACUGGACUGAACCCUCUUGAAUCCUGUUUUCCUGAGAAGCCUAUUUCUAGUGCUCUUGAUGCUAGGAAGAAUUUAGUUGAGAGCCAAAGCAGUAAUGAUUCUUACACUGAUAGAGACAACCUCAUGUCAAGUGAGAAAAACACGGUGGCAGUGACAUUUGAUUGUGGUAAUGAUGUUACUGAUGCAGUUUUGGUUUCUAUUCACGAUGUUGGCAGUCAGCAGUUGGUACGAAGUGAUGAAAAAAAUGGAACUGAUACGUUCACCUUCAAAAUGGACGAAGAAGUGAUGAAACAUUUGCGUACUAAACAGAGAUCUAAUUUUGAAUCCAAGCGAUUGAAAACUGUGGAAAAAAUGACGAUAGGUUCCAGAGAAGAAAAAGUAAGAGAAAAAAAUACUUCCCCGAUGAGAGGCAAUCAUACAAGGCCCGGUGGAGUGGGGACCCAGAGACAUAUUUGUGAACCAUCCCCUGAAGUUCCAAAACCUGGUACAGUUGCUCCUGUUUUCAAGGGUAAUGUAGGAACAGCUUCGGCACAAACAAAGGCCAGCUUUGAUUAUGUGAAGCGAUUUCAGGGAUCACACCCGUCGAAGCAUCAGAAGGCUAAACCUAAACAUGAUGGAAUUCGGCCCCCUGGUCUUGCAAGGCAUGUCGAUGAAGAUGCUCUUCCUGCGAACCCAUUGCUGAAAACACCUCCUAAUCUGGUUCAAAGAUUAACAUUUCCAGGAAGGAUUAAGCAAAUUGGGAUUAACUCUCCAAGUCCAGAGGCUGAUACCAUGAAGGUUAGUCCAAGUGGGACAUCUCAAGAUCAUGAGUCAACUUCAAAUACAGUUUCUAAUGUUUCCCCAAUCCAGUCUUCAGAGGAGAUUGAGCAAGAACCCGAUAAAACUCUAGUGGGAGCUUCCAAAGGAAUACAAGUAGAUAGAAGCAAUUUUGUUUCAUCUUCUGUGUCAGUUCAAGCAUUUGAGUUUUCUGACGAUGCAAGAGCUGCUCUUGCUGUCUUGACAGAUCACAUACCUCCCGAUCAUGAGAGAGUUGUCGAACCUGAAAGUUCAAAAUCAACCAGCUCGAUAGUUGCUUCCUCCUUCCAAUCCAACAUACCUGUGAAUUCAUCAAGUCAAAAGCAUGGCCAGAAUAAUACUUCUCUACCACUUGAGAUCUCUGAGGCUCGCUUAGAUCUCGAGGCCAUUACUGCUGAUAUAGGCAAUGCGACUCCAAAUGCACCUUUGGAGUUCCCAAGCCAGCAUCCUGAAGAAACAUCUUCUUGUAAGACUGACAAUCCUUCAACAAGCCCCGGUACUAGGCCUCUUGAGAUCCCAAACUGGCAUUUUGAUGUGACAUCUAUUUCUAAAGAUGUUAACCCUUCGAGGCAGUCCAGUUUUGUCUCUGAUACUGUUUCCCAAUUACGCCUCACCUCUAAAUCAAAUGGCGAUGACAAGUUUGCUUUGAGAGAACUACCAUCGUCAGCAGCAGAUUCUAUAGCUUCCCCCGCCUCUUCUCCUCCGUCCAGCCAAGAGAAUUUAAUUACAGACAAAAGAACUGUCUCACAAAAUUCAACGAUCGAGAGGCCAGGUGCUAUACAUCUUCCUCAGGCCUUUGAUGAUGUGAUACACGUCAUAAGGCACAGUAGUUUCCGAGUUGGAGGUGAGCAGCCACUGGUAGGAACAGAUGCAGGGAAGCCGAUGAAUUCAGCAAGGGACGAAAUGCAGAUAACAAACCUUGUGAAUCCUGCUCUGAGAUCAUCUGGUUGCUCUGAAACUACGAGUCUGAAAUCAAAUCUGUCUGAUAACUCCGGCAUCAAGGAGCUGGAAGUCGAAAAUCCCGCAUCUUCAAAUCCGUCAAGUGAAUCUCUUGAGCCUGCAAAAGCUGGAACAGGAAAGGUAGCACCAGCAAAAGAAACUUUGGAUGUCAAGUCUUUCAGGCAGAGGGCAGAGGCCCUGGAAGGGCUAUUGGAAUUGUCUGCAGACUUGCUGCAGUCAAACCGGCUGGAAGAGCUAGCAGUUGUGCUGAAACCUUUCGGGAAAGACAAGGUCUCGCCGAGGGAGACAGCGAUCUGGUUGGCCAAGAGUCUUAAAGGGAUGAUGCUCGAGGAUUCUUCAUAGACAAUGUGCAUUGCUGGUAUCAACUAUCUGUUCAAAUUUCUUCCCAGCAUUACAGGCUAACAACCCAUUCAAGUUCUUCUGAAUUUGUAAACAAAACCAUGUUUCAUCUUCCUGUUGUUUGUUGUGAAUCUUUCAAUGCUGUGCAAUGUUCUAGCGACCAUGUAAAUUAAAUAAGACUGGCUUCCAGCUCCAGACAAGUUUAAAGAAAUUGUCUCUAAGGUAUAGGAUUCUCAGCAGUAGCUUGUUCUCUUGGCUGAUUAAGAGCUCUUAAACAAUGCUGUCAAUGAGGAAUUGAUCAUGUAGCGAUUCUAGAAUAUAAACACACUUGU
Molecule: messenger RNA, 3602 nt
Organism: Diospyros lotus (date-plum)
Lineage: Eukaryota; Viridiplantae; Streptophyta; Magnoliopsida; Ericales; Ebenaceae
Product: serine/threonine-protein kinase Nek5-like
Exons: 14
Coding region: 364-3273 (969 amino acids)
Biological process (GO): microtubule-based process; protein phosphorylation
Cellular component (GO): cortical microtubule
Molecular function (GO): protein kinase activity; ATP binding
Source: RefSeq, a predicted model, not a curated record